This is a messenger RNA of Bombina bombina (fire-bellied toad), 897 nucleotides long. RefSeq names its product cytosolic iron-sulfur assembly component 2B (gene CIAO2B). Gene Ontology annotation, biological process: iron-sulfur cluster assembly. NCBI's taxonomy places the organism in Eukaryota, Metazoa, Chordata, Amphibia, Anura, Bombinatoridae. The coding region runs from base 60 to 536 and encodes 158 amino acids. The transcript has 5 exons. Gene Ontology annotation, cellular component: cytosolic [4Fe-4S] assembly targeting complex. The record is from RefSeq and is a predicted model, not a curated record.
UUUGCGUGCAUCACUUUUAUGCCUCCGCUCUAGAAAGUUGCUGAAUGUGAGAUCCGGAGAUGGUUGGUGGCACUCAGCUAGAAAACGCGAACCCGCUGAUCUACCAGCGUAGCGGGGAGCGGCAAGUGACCGCGCAGGAGGAGGACGAGGAGCUGCCGGACAUUAUCGAUGACCGGGAGAUCUUUGAUCUUAUCCGCUCGAUUAAUGACCCAGAACAUCCACUCAGUUUGGAAGAAUUAAAUGUGUUGGAAGAAAUUCGAGUGAAGGUAAAUGACCAGGAGAGCACUGUGUCUGUUGAAUUCACUCCCACCAUCCCCCACUGUAGUAUGGCAACAUUGAUUGGACUGUCCAUUAAAGUAAAAUUGCUUCGGUCUCUACCAGAGAGAUUUAAAGUGGAUGUCCAUAUAACGCCAGGCACGCAUGCAUCUGAACAUGCUGUAAACAAACAACUGGCUGACAAAGAGCGAGUUGCUGCAGCGCUGGAGAAUUCUCAUUUGCUAGAAGUUGUUAACCAAUGUUUGUCUGCACGGUCCUAAACUCAAAAUUAUUUUUUCUCUUGUUGUUUUUAUGGGUACCAAAAACAUUUUGUUUACACGAGCUUGCUGCUAUUAAUACGUAGAUAUGCCUGUUUAGCAUCAGCAAUACAGUAAAAGCCUAAUACCUAAAAACAACCCGUCAGCUUAAUAUUAAUGAUUUACAGCUGAUACUUCUUUCUUGUACCCUUUAAACAAUCCAUGUUAACAUUUGAAUGUAUUCGAGAGAAUAUCUUGCUAAAUGUGCACCUUAGAAUAUGUAAUGUCAUAUUGUGCAUUAUAAGCAUUGUCUUAUAUGUAUAUAACCUUUCAUAAUAAAGUCUUUACAUGUAAAAAAUAUUCCCAUUAAACUCACAGGAUUAUU